Messenger RNA from Nasonia vitripennis (jewel wasp), 2431 nucleotides. RefSeq lists its product as uncharacterized. Lineage: Eukaryota; Metazoa; Arthropoda; Insecta; Hymenoptera; Pteromalidae. Gene Ontology annotation, biological process: rRNA processing. Gene Ontology annotation, cellular component: nucleus. The record is from RefSeq and is marked validated.
GCUGCAGUCGACAGCCGGCGGUGUGUGUAUUAAUCGCUGCGUCUGUUUUGAAGGUUAUAAGUAAUGGAGCUGUUGGAGUUUUUUAAUCGGGAGGAGAGCAAAUACGCGGACCUGUACAGCGAAUUGCUGUCGGAUUCGAGUAUCUUCAACGACAACGCAGAAAAUGUGGACCAGGUGGAGAAGAGCAUUAUUACUGCUAUAAAUAAUAGACUCGAGCGAGCAGCCACUCACUGCCAAGGUCUGAACUUGCUGGCCAACUUCUCGUCCAAAAUUUCCAAGGAGAGCUUGAUAAAGUAUUUUCCGCACUGGAGCACCAAGAUUACCCAGAUACUGACCAAUGCGCAGAGCGGCUCUCAAGAAUUUACAGCUGUGUGCAGAGCUAUCGGUGCUGUAUUUGUCAGUUGCAAACAAGUGCCGGAACUUGACAAGAGAGUUUCCAUAUAUAGCAUUAAACAGAUAAUAGGAAUUAUCAAUACUAGGUAUUCUCAGGAGAAGAAUGUAGCCUUGAUCAAUUUACUUGUGGUGCUGUUGUAUCAUUACCCAGAAUCUUGUGCGCGCUUUCAGGCCUCUUUUAGCCAAAUUAUUUCAUCGUGUAUAGAUGAGAGCAAGACUCAUCUGAUCUCUUCUGGUGCCAAAUGUUAUUCUCUGUUGGUGAGAGCAGUUGAACGUUUGUUUGUUCACUCAUCAAAAGACACUGUAGUUAUUUUACCUGAUAAUAGCACAGCAAGUUGUCAUGUUUAUCAUCAAAUAAACUUGUGCAACAAUCUCUAUGGUAUAAUAGAUGAUUUAUUUCAAGAUCUUGUGACAACAUCUGCUGAGUUACCGUACGAGCUUGAACACUCUCACAAUAUCAAUAUUUUGCAAUUAUCCAAGCUACUCUGCCAUGACAUACUUGACUAUUAUACUGCUCUUGAAAACAGAUUUGCUAACAUCUGCACUUUUUUGUCUACAUUACUGAGGGUUGGUGGGAGCAAAGGAAAGAAAUUUGUACUGCCCAAUGUAGUAUUGCAAGUCAUAUGCAGAGGGUUGGCAAUAACUCCUGCAAAUUUACAAAAAGGUAGCAAAGACAACAAAGACAUACUUUUAUGGAUACUGCCAAAAUUGCACUGCAGUCUGUUAAAUGUUCUUGAAGCUCUGAUUAACAGUUUUCAGCAAGAAUUAUUACCAUAUGCCCAUACCAUUCAACAGCUUAUCUUGCAAACAUUGGAGUGGACCCAUCAAUCAUCUUAUAAAUCUGCAAAAAAUAUAAGGUUGCAAUCUUAUCGAAUACUGACAGUAUGGUUACAGCAGACAAGAUCAUUAUCUGGUUUCCAAUUGGUAGCUGAUGAUUUCCUUGUACACAUACAGAAGGAUCUUUUGCCUCCCAAUAAGAAUGUUCUAUUAUUAUCUACAAAGAAAUCUGAAAAUUCUUCAAAAACAAAGACCAGAAAAGAACAAUUCAAAGAAUCCAAGAGUGUGAAGGAUUAUAGCCACAAUGCCGACUCAAGUAUUUGUAACAGUGUAGACCUUAGUCUAUGUUCGCAAGUUCUCUCCACAAUACAAUCUAUUUUCUCACACGUGAACUGUUAUCUUAAACAAUCGUUCUAUGAUAGCGUAAGAAAUACGGUAGUCUUGCUUUUAUACGAACAAUACGUACAAAAAGUUUCCAUUUCAGUUAGCAAAGCCAAUAUAGAGUACAGACUGCAACUUUUGAAAACUUUACGUAUUUUACAAACGUACGGUCACGUGUCAACGCCGAGUCCUACAUCGCAUGCGAUUAAACUUUUUGGAAUAGCCAUAUCCCAAGAAACAAAUCCAGCUAUUGUAGAGGAGGCAAGCCUUGGUUUAGCCGAAACUCGUCAUAUAGUUCAUCCUUCUGCACCUACGUUAGUGCUCUUACGCGAAGUGCAAGAGCCCGAGUCACAACAGGAGACGCAAACAAGUGAAAUUUUUGAAUUCGUUAGAUCAGAAGCUGCUCAGGAAGUUGUAAAUAAUAAAUCAGACGAUAAUCAUCCAACACAUCAAUUUAAACGGCCUAGAAUAGAAGAAAAUAAAAAAGAGAAUUCUCCCGUUCAAUCGUGGAAUGCAACGAAUUCGAUAACUAUUGCAGAUAGUAAAAAUGACGAAAACAGACCAAGUUUAGAAAAGAAAGCAGAAGAAAAUUCUCAAUGUGAGGCUUCGCUUUUAACGAAAAAAUCAAAAGAAAACGAGAGCAAUGAAAAUGGGCUAAAUGAGAAAGAAGAAAAAGAUGCUGAACCCAAGACUCCUAUUACUGCUGAAAAUUCUAUAGGAGAAGAUAAAAUAAAAGAAACGCCUGUUGUAAAUAUAGAAUUAGAUGCUGAAGAUCAUGAAAUGAUGACAGCAUUUUGUGAUGUAGAGUCUUGAAAUGAAUGAAUGAAAUUUAUGUAAAUAAGUUUCGAUAUAUUCAUUAUGAUUAAAACAUUUUUACUUU